Molecule: messenger RNA, 423 nt
Organism: Symbiodinium natans
Lineage: Eukaryota; Dinophyceae; Suessiales; Symbiodiniaceae
Source: the annotation of a GenBank genome assembly
AUGGAGGGCCGUAUGCAGCGGCACUGCCUGCACUUCGUGCCCAAGUGCAACCCUCGGGAGCCCCUGAGACACGCCGCAAGCUUGGAAUAUCUUGAAUUCACUGAAAAGUUGGCUGAGCUGGCUGACGUCCCAAGCCUGCCUUUGAUGUCGGUUCAGGAGCGCAUCAACAUCACUUUCCGGUGGGUGCGUGCCCAUCGGCUGCGCUGCCCUCUGCGCCGCAGGAGGAGAACAGCUCUUCCGGCCACGUUGCCGCGGCCCGAGAUGCGUUGGGGCUUCCGUCAAGGCGGUUCGGCAGCCCUCGAAGCGCCACGACUUCGAAGGAUAACUUUGGGGACGAUAGUGAUCGGAAGGGCUCCAACCUUGCGAAAGGCCGCAGCCCCAAUGGCUCUUGGACCUACAGCCACCCAAAGCCCUGAGGCUUGA